GAGCUCCACGCUGAGAGUAGGCGGUGCGGUUUCACACCCUGAGUGGCGAAGGGGGGCGGAGUCUCGGUGGGAGGGACGGUGCGCCUUGAUUGACAGUCAUUCAGCGGCAACUCGAAUUCUGCGGUAGCCAAUCAGAUCCGGUGUUUGCUGCGGUCUGCCCAAUGGGAGCCGCACGGGGCGGAGCUUCGGGUCACCACCACUUCCAACGUGGGACGACUGGAUGAUCCGAAAAGAAGGAGAAAGUAAAGACAGAUGGGGAGAAAAAAAGAGCGAUCCGCCGCCGCGAUCAGAUCAGGAGUGAGAGGAGGACUGUUAAACUAUCGGAUCCGGAUCUGUCUCACCGUCUGAUAAGGAGAUUUAGAGCUUGGUUGGUUGGUUGGAGCGCGGAGAAAGUUUGGACUGUAUCGGAGCGACAGCGAAGCGAAACCGGGGCUAGUUCACCAGAAACCCAGCGAGCCGCUGCAGCGGAUCCACAGCGCCCGCGAAGUUCACACCGAGACCCGCCGGCCAGCAGCGCUUUCUUCGGGCUAGGGAAAGUUAGCUUGGACCUUCUUCACCCAGAGACCCCGUGUAUUAUUGGAGAUAUCGUUAUCUGGAGCGUGACCAGGAUUUCUUUCACACUGUAGCUACCGAGAAGUGUGUUUUUGUGGAUUCGUAUUAGCUAAAUACGAAAUACAGUUUGUAGCUAACUUAAAUCAGUUUUAAAGUGGAAAUUCCGCUUACUAGCCAAUUUUAACCGUUUACACUCUUUUCUAAUUCACGAAUCAAGACCUUAAACUUAAGCGUGUCUUGCUUAUCUGGAAAGCAAAAGUGUUUUAAAGCUCUUAUUUUGUGGAUUCCUAUUAUCCUUUCAGUCGAAUCAGUUUUAAAAAGUGGACAAUUUAGCUAACCUACCUAGAAAACCGAUUUUAACCGUUUACACUGUCUAUACCAUUUGAAUUCGAAUAAUUAAACUCGACUAGUGCCCAUAAACAACAACUUACAAUUUAGAUAGCUAAUCUAGGUGAAUUAGAUUUUUUUUUAAAGCUUUUUAGAUAGUUAGUUAGGUUAGCUAAAACUCUUUACCCUUUUAACAGUGUGUUUUGCGGAUUGUUUUUUAAAGAACCGUUUUACAUUGUAUAUUGAUUCGGAUACCCCCAGAAGACCCCUUCAAGACUUUAAACUUGACAAAAAAGUGUCUUGCAUAUCUGGACAGCAAAAGUGUUUUAAAGCUCUUUACAGUUCACCAAAAAGAGUUUUUUUGUGGAUUUGUACUAAUUUAGCCAGUUAGCUAACGCUAGGUUAAAUUAACCCAACGCUGCGUUAGUUAUUAGCGAAAGCGAAUUUUACACUGACACCGAAUUGAAUGCGAUUUUAACGGUUUACACGUUUAAAAUUUCAGACAGACACUGCACUUCUAGCCGUAAACCAACGUUUUUUCUUCAACUGAAGCUAAAACUGUCAUUAAUUCUCACUUCUUUACCCUUUUUAAUUCGGUGUUAUUAACGUUAAUCUUGACCAGCGUUGUAAGUUACUGUUUAAAUGUAACUUACAGCUCACGUUAACACACUGAACUUAACGUUACGUUACUCCAAACUUCAGUUGAACUCGGACUUGUUGUUGAGUUGUAACGUUAAAACCAGCACUUUCCAGCUAAGCUAUAUGACUCCAGAGGAUUUAGUCAUGCUUUUUGGAAACCACACGACCUAAUGAGAGCUAAUAAUAGCUCAAACUGACUGUUAAAGCGAAGGAAACGAGGCUAAACUCUGUUGAAAAUCUGUGAUUUGCACAGUGGGAACCAGCCGCUGCUUACAAAAUGGCGGCGUCUCUGGGUCAAACCGGACCGCUGUUCCGCUGUGUUCUGGGCUUGUUUCUGUGCCUGGAGCUUUUAAUCAGCGGCGGAUUGAGUUCAGAAGAGACUUGUGCGUCUAACUGCACUUGUGCUGGAUCUAAGACGGACUGCAGCGGCCUCAAACUGACCCACAUCCCCGCGGACCUGCCGGAGCACACCGAGACUCUAAACCUGAGCCACAACAAGCUGACAGCAGUUGAUACGGACAUCCUCUCCAAUCUGCCCAACCUCCGAGAAGUGAGGCUGGACCACAAUGAGCUGACAUCAAUCCCCCUGUUUGGCAACGCCUCAGCAGCCAUUGUCACGCUCUAUCUGAACUAUAAUAAGAUCAGCAGUGUGCAGGGUGGCCGGCUAGAGAGUCUCAAAAACCUGAAGGUUCUGGACUUGAGCAACAAUGAGAUCAUCGACCUGCGAGAACACUGCUUUCCACCAGGCCUCCGCAUCAGAGAGCUGAUCCUCAGCAGUAAUAAGAUUGUGCACCUGGAGUCUGGAGCCUUCAGGAACCUGGCCAGCAGCCUGCAGAUCCUCCGGCUGAGCCGAAACCGCCUCACCCAGCUGCCUGUCAAAGGCCUGGAGCUGCCUAAACUCACCCAGCUAGAACUGAGCAGGAACCGGCUGCGCUUGAUUGAGGGUCUGACCUUCCAGGGUCUGUCCAGCCUGGAGGUGCUGAAGCUCCAGAGGAACAACAUCAGCAAGCUGACGGAUGGAGCGUUCUGGGGUCUGGCUCGGAUGAGGACCCUUCAUUUGGACUAUAACAGUCUGAAGGAGGUGAACAGUGGCUCUCUGUAUGGCCUGGAGUCUCUCCUGUACCUCCAUCUGUCCAACAACUCCAUAUCCAGCUUUAACCCUGAGGGGUGGGGUUUCUGCGAGAGGCUGCGAGAGCUGCACCUGGUCCAUAACAACCUAUCAAAGCUGACUGAGGGCAGUUUCGCCAAGUUAGUGAACCUGCAGACUCUGCGUUUGAGCCACAACACAAUCAGCCACAUCGCUGAAGGAGCUUUCAGAGGUCUGAGCUCCCUGCGGCUGCUGGAGCUGGACCACAAUGACAUUUCUGGAACAAUUGAGGACACCAAUGGAGCCUUUGCAGGGCUGGACAGCCUUAGGAAGCUAACGCUGUUUGGAAACAGGAUCAAGUCGGUGGCCAAGAGAGCCUUCUUGGGCCUGGAAGGCCUGGAGCACCUGAACCUGGGAGAAAACUCCAUUCGCUCUAUUCUACCAGAGGCCUUCAGCAAGAUGAAGAACCUGCGCAGCCUUGAAAUCCUGAGCGAUAGCUUCCUGUGUGAUUGUCAGCUCCACUGGUUUCCGGAGUGGGUGGUGAACCGUGGCCUGCAGGCGGAAGUUCAGGCCACAUGCGCUCACCCUGAGAGCCUGAAGGGCACCAGCAUCUUCCAGGUUCCAGCGCAGAGCUUUGUGUGUGACGACCUGCCCAAGCCCCAGAUCACGGUGCACCCGGUGCAGACGGCGGGCGUGGUGGGGAAGGACGUCCGGCUGACCUGCACAGCGGCCAGCAGCAGCAGCUCCCCCAUGACCUUCACCUGGAGGAAGGACCAGGAGCCCCUGCGGCAGGCGGAGGUGGAGAACUUCGCCCACGUGCGCUCCAGUGGCGGAGGAGUGAUGGAGUACACUACUGUCCUCCACCUCCGGGACAUCACCUUCGACCACGAGGGACGUUACCAGUGCGUCAUCUCCAACCACUUCGGCUCCACCUACUCCAACAAGGCCCGUCUCAGUGUGAGCGUCCUGCCGUCCUUCGUGAAGACACCCCGGGACAUCACCAUCCGGGCUGGCACCAAGGCUCGCCUGGAGUGCGCGGCUACGGGUCACCCUACCCCUCAGGUGGCGUGGCAGAAGGACGGUGGAACGGACUUCCCAGCUGCCCGUGAGCGGCGCAUGCAGGUGAUGCCCGAUGAUGAUGUCUUCUUCAUCAUGGACGUGAAGCCCGAGGACAUGGGCGUGUACAGCUGCACGGCCAAGAACACAGCCGGGAUGAUUUCAGCCAACGUCACGCUAACCGUACUGGAGACGCCACACCUGGCGCAGGGCAUGGAGAACCGCAGCGUGGUUGUGGGAGAGACGGUGGCGCUGCAGUGUAAAGCUCUGGGGAAUCCUCCACCCCGCAUCACUUGGCUCCGAGGGGAGAAACCCUUGCGCCCGAGUGAUCGCCACCACUUCACCCCCGGCAACCAGCUGCUGGUGAUCGGCAGCGCCGCCCUGGAGGACGCCGGGCGCUACACCUGCGUCAUGUCGAACCCUCUGGGCACAGAGCGUGCGCACUGCAGUCUCAGCGUGUACCAGAGACCCAGCGGCCCCUGCACCCUGCAGUCCGGCCCGAGCACCGUCACGGUGGGCAUCAUUGUGAUCGCUGUGGUCACCAGCAUCGUCGUGACGUCGCUGGUGUGGGUGUGCAUCAUCUACCAGACGAGGAGGAAGAGCGAGGAGUGCAGCGUUAACACUGACGAGACGAUUGUCCCUCCUGACGUGCCAAGCUACCUGUCCUCGCAGGGGACACUCUCAGAGAGGCAGGACAUAUGUAUACGAGUGGAGUCCAGCGGGGGCUCCCAGCCCUCUGGAUACAGAGACAGUAAUGGAGGCUUCGACGUUCCGGUGCUCUGCACAGACUGCAUGGAAAACAGCUCUACCUACUCCAAGCCAUCAGACUACCUCCCCCACGGAAUAGCGCCCCCUUCAGGUUCAGAGUACCAGCAGUCUCCGCCUCCCUCAACCUUCACCAGCCACAGGACAGGAGACACACACUGCAAUGGCACACCCAACGGGGUCCGGAGAGACCCCCAGCCCAUCUUCCCCAGCAACCACGACAGGUCAUUACAGAAGAAACAGAGCGACAGAAGAGGAUCUUCAGUAAAGAAGGCGGGCACAGCGAGCUCUCCAUCAGCGGACGAAAGCUACCAUCAUCCGACGAAGCCAGCGCCCCUCCCCCCCACCCACACAGACACUGAAUGCGGGUCUGAGCUCACAAAGACUCUGUUACCCAACGGACAUGCGCACACAGCCAGACCCGCCCAGAGCGAGAGCGCCCCCCUGAGGCGGGCCAGCGACUAGCGCCUCGCCACCGCGGCUAAGACUUUGAGACGGCGGCGUUGGUGUUAUUACUGUUGUUGUCGUCGUCGUCAUUAUUAUUUUUAUAUCCUCUUUGCACUGCGAACCGCUACCUCAACCAGAGGGGGAAUCGGAACGUCCUGGAGUCUGAAGGCGAAGCUUGAGCGGGGGCGUCGGCGCCCCAGUGCGAGCGUUACAGCUGUACAUAGUUUUAAAUCCUCCUCAGGGAGGCUUGGUUCAACGCUGAGAACUGUGACUUGCAUUUUGAAGCAUGCUAAUAAUGUAGGGAAUACUGUACGAUACUACAGAGUGCUAUAAUAACAGUGAACAGACUUUUGAAUUGUACAUAAGAGUUUUCAUAUAUAUAUAAAUAUAAAUAUAUAUAUAUAUAUAUAUAAAUACAUAUAUAUUAUUAUAUAACUUUUACAAAAGAGUAUUUGAAUCUAUUCUGUGCAUGGUCCGAACAGAGUGAUGCUACUUUUUCUCUCUUUUUACGAACCUCACGAGCGAUUUCUCCCGGUCUUCAGCCCUGGUGCCUUAUACAGCAUGAACAAACAAACAAAAAAUAAUCUGUGAGGUGACUGUAAUGAUUUUUUUCUUUUUUUUCUUUUCAUGAAAUAGAAUGGAAUUUUUACUGCACUUGAAGUUCAGAUAAGCCCUUUAACUUUCUAAGAACAUCAAUGGCCUUAUGACAUGUUUCAUAUUACCUGGUCUUUUUUUUAUUUAUUUUUUUUUAUAUAAAUGCAUUAGGAAAGUGUGGCAUUGAGCUGCUCAAGCCCGGUCUGGUACAACAAGGGAAAAGACUUUUAUUUAGUUUGUGAGCAAAAAUGGUGAAGAUAUAUUUCAGCACUUUGGUGAGUGUGACUAUAAGAUAGCAUAUUUAAUGAUCUUCUCGGUCAGAUUUACAGGAAUAUCUGACGCUACAUUCUUCACACUACGGUCACAAGAACACACACUAUAAAAUUUUGCUGUUAAUCACUAGCAUACAUACUUGUGCUGAGCAUGGACGACGCUACAUGGUUAAGGUGAGAUGAGGAGGCUACAUGAAAAACGUAAUUCAUGCUUUUGUGUCAAAUCAACACUGCAAAGUUUGGGAGCGUUUACACUUGUGCAUUGGUUUAUCUGCAAAGCAGGAAUGUGAUGCUCAGCAGACCAAUCACAGUUGCUGCAGUCAGGCUCUCAGGCUAUGAAGUAGAUUCGACACGGAAACAAACUGGCCUUAAUUGUGAUUCAAUUUAUUGAAAUAAAAGAACAUGAAGGUAAAAUUUGCUGAAAUGUAAUGUACAGUACUGUGGAAAUGUCUCUAAUUUGCUCAGAAAACAAAAAAACUAGUAUUAGAUUUAAAUAAAUACAAAUUAAAACUGUCCACAUAGAAUUUAAAGAAUCGGACGUCCCAAUUUAACAUCUAUUUCCUCAAAAUCAGCCCUUCAUACUUUAAAGUAAAGCAAAUAAGCUGUAGAGAGAAAUCAACAUGCCUGUUAAAAGAAAAAAGGGGACUAAGGCUACGUUCACAAUACCAGGCUGAAGUGAAUCAAAUCAGUUUUUUGCUCAAUGUGGCUCAGAUCAGAUUUUUUCAUGGCUGUGUGAACGUGCCAAUUUUCAUAUUUGAUCCUAAAUCUGAUGCAUGCAUCUUUUGGUGCAGCAAAAGUUCAGCAAAAGGUCUUUCCUUCUCUUGUAAAUUUGGAAUUUUGAAAAGUUCAAUUGAUCUGGCGAGUGAUAAGGCGGUUAGAAUCCGGAGUCAUGCUGCUUGGCAUCAGCAGCCAGAGUCAGAGACAGAGAGAGAAUUUGAUGGCUCUUUCUCAGGGUGGUAGAUAAAUAAUUUAAAAUAAAAUAAAUUGCUAUUUUGAAGAUGUGAGGUGAUAUUAGAUACAUUAGAGUGACAUUAACAAUAUCAGUGACAAUAUUAGUAUAUGUACAAGAGUAUAUGUCCACUUGUUAUUUUGAUUCGGGGCAUCCUAUUCAUAAUCAUUACAUUGAAGCGAAACAUUUAGUCAAUUUUAAAGAUCUGCCACUAUAACAAAUCUGCCACUAUGCUGAGUUUCUAACAAAUCAAGAAAAAAUCUUUACACAAUAAACAAAGCUCUUUAACUUUUAAGAGAAAAAUGCAUGAAAAAGCUGGUAAUAGCAGUAUUUUUAUACCAAAUUUUAUUUAGAAUAUUAUUUUAUAUGACUGAUGAUUAAAAACACCACUACACAGUACUGUACAUUCAUUUAACAGGAUUAAUUUUUAAGAUUUUCCAAGAUAUUCUGGAUUAUUUUUUAAAUUCAUUAAAUGUUCACAGGGUGUCUUUUAUUUCCAUUUUUCAGUGUCAUGAUUUACCAUAAUUCCCAUACAGAAAAGAAAUAUAUAUGCAAAAUGUAUUGACCAAUUUAUUUAUUUACACAUUUGCAAAAUGUGUCAAAAUGGGCAAAUCUUUUUUUGUUUGUUUAUUGUUUAUUAUUAUUAUUAUUAUUAUUAUUAUUAUUAUUAUUAUAUUACAACUGUUUUAAGAAAUACAAUUUGAUUAAAUUAAUCUGAAUGUAUCUAAAAAUUAAAGAAAUACAUGGCCUUAUAUUUCUUUUCUGUGUGGGAUUAAUAUAUAUAUAUAUAAAAAUGUUUUUACGACUAACUGACUUUCAUGUUCAGCACUUCCUUCCCUCUGCUAAAGGUACAAAAACAAAACACAAGAUGCUGCUGCUUCUGUCACAAUUAUGGUUUUUAACCUGUGGUACAUUUUUAACUGUAUUUUUGUUGUUUCUUUUUAUAUAUAUAUAUAUAGACUGCAUUUUGUAACAUCCAUGUGGGGAGGACAGUGAAUGUGGGUGGAAUAAAAACUAACAGAGUGUUAGUUUAGUGAAUAAUGCUGCCAAAACGACAAAAGGGAAUGAUAAAGCUUCGCUUGGUGAUGGUUUCCUCACAGGGAACGGCCAGUAUCUUCUGCAAACACCAUUAGCUUAUGCUAACUCCACUCGGCGCCAUCGUCAGGUAGGCUCUCUGAACCAAAUAACUGAUAAAAGGUAAACAGCUCUUCAGUCUGUGAAGCUUUUUAAUGCUUAAUGUACCAGUGAAAUAUUACAGCUACCAAACGACUGAGGGGGUAUUUCAUUCACACAGGAUUAGCGGAGUUAGCCGGCCAGCGUGAAUCAGCAUUUCAGAGCUUUGGAGUUUUUUCAGAGUUAGCUAGUUAGCUAGCUUAGUUUGCUAAAUCUAAACUCCGUAUCCCUCAGUUUACACAGAUAAGUUUUUUAAACGAUAUCCAGAAAGUUAGCUCGUUCAUUUAGCACUGAUUUACAGCUAACUAAAGGUUUCUAAAGGACUAAAGGAGUUCUAGAGCUAGCCGGUUAGCUUAACCCUGAGGAAAGUGCUAAUGCUAGCUAGCUAGCUACUAAGAAGGUUGUGCUGUUUUUUUAUUUUAUUUUUUUGGUUUUGCUGGCUAAUCUUCUGUAACACGACUUCAUAAAAAAAAAAAAACUCAGAUACUACACGGCUCACCCUCACACAUUAAUUUAUUCAGAUGAAUGAACUGAAACCACUGUACAUUUACAAUGCUAAAGAAGUUGAACUGUUUUAACAUGGCAAGUGUCUAUUAAAAGUCACGUUUUUGCUCUUUGA
Messenger RNA from Astyanax mexicanus (Mexican tetra), 8480 nucleotides. RefSeq names its product leucine-rich repeats and immunoglobulin-like domains 1 (gene lrig1). The coding region runs from base 1796 to 4891 and encodes 1031 amino acids. The transcript is spliced from 18 exons. NCBI's taxonomy places the organism in Eukaryota, Metazoa, Chordata, Actinopteri, Characiformes, Acestrorhamphidae. The record is from RefSeq and is a predicted model, not a curated record. Gene Ontology annotation, molecular function: protein binding.